AAGCUUCGACCCUUCCCUUCAAUGGCGGCAUCGAGAUCGAAGCUCUGAGCGGAGAGCCACGAUGAGGGCGAGAGUGAUGCCUCCGCUGUGCUGCAUCUCCGCCAACUGCGGUAACAUCGGCGCCGGCGACAGAUCUCCACUGCCGGAAGACGAUCGGGCGGAGGAGAUCGCGGAUGCUGCCCCUUGCGAACCCGCGGUCGCUGGGGUUCUCUAUAAAUGGACCAACUACGGUCGUGGAUGGCGAUCGCGGUGGUUCUCGCUGCGGAAUGGCAUUCUUUCGUAUUCUAAGAUCCGUCGCCGCGCUGGCGACGGCGGAGAUCUCAUUGGCGGUGGUGGUGCCCGGCUUAUUGGGAACGCUUCCGAGCUGUUCUCCCUUUCCGGCGCGAAGCUUGCUGCCGUUGUUUAUCUCAAGAUUUCAUCAUUUCGUGAAAGUAAAUCGGAUGAUAGACGGUUCUACAUAUUCUCUCCCACAAAGACACUUCAUUUGAGAACUUAUUCAAAGAAAGACCGUGUGGCUUGGAUUGAGGCUUUGGUUUCUUCUAGCUGUGUAAUUUCCUUGAAUGAACAGUUAUCUUUCAGGCACAACAAUAUUUCCUUUUCAACUGAAAGGCUGCGAAAUCAUAUGCGUUCAGAGGGUCUUGGUGAGGAACUCAUCCAAGAUUGUGAGAAGAUCAUGCGUUCAGAAUUCUCUGAGUACCACAGACAAUUGAAGGCUCAAUAUGACGAGCAUUUAACCAUACUUAACACAUAUGAUUCACAGUUGGAGCCUGGCAAUGUGGAUGAUGAUACUAUUACAACCCAUGAGGGCCAUCUGCAGUUGCUAAACGACGAUUUUUCUAGCUCUGGACAUGGAAAAUUCAGUGAAUACAGCACGACAGAAUCUUCUGAUGAUGUUGGGAAGCAAGAUAUUGUUGAAUUGUCUGAUGAAGAUGAGCCUUGCUUUUUUGAUACACGAGAGUCUUUUACUGAGCGUUCAACAGAGAAUGCCAAUAAGAGAUGCACAUUUGGUGAUCACAUGGCUGAUGAUGAAAUGGUAGAUUUUGAACCAGAACUUAGCAAUGAUCAUUCAUUUCCUCAUGUUCAAAGGCGUAAGAAAUUGCCUGAUCCUACUGAGAAAGAGAAAUGUGUUAGCCUUUGGUCAGUAAUCAAAGAUAAUGUAGGAAAGGAUCUUACACGUGUAUGUCUUCCUGUUUACUUCAAUGAACCACUAUCAUCACUUCAGAAGUGCUGUGAGGACUUGGAAUAUUCAUAUCUUUUGGACCGGGCAUAUGAUUACGGGAAAAUGGGGAACAGUCUCAUGAGAAUUCUGAAUGUAGCUGCCUUCGCAGUCUCUGGGUAUGCUUCCUCUGAUGGGCGACCCUGCAAACCAUUCAAUCCUUUGCUGGGAGAAACUUAUGAAGGUGACUACCCUGAAAAAGGGAUCCGAUUCUUCUCUGAGAAGGUUAGUCACCAUCCUAUGCUCAUUGCUUGCCACUGUGAAGGUAAAGGUUGGAAGUUCUGGGGUGACAGCAAUCUCAGGAGUAAAUUUUGGGCCCGAUCUAUUCAACUAGACCCUGUUGGCAUUCUAACACUGGAAUUUGAUGAUGGUGAAAUCUUCCAGUGGAGUAAGGUAACAACAACUAUUUAUAAUCUGAUCCUUGGGAAAAUAUAUUGUGAUCACCAUGGCACAAUGAAAAUUGAAGGUAACCGUGAAUAUUCAUGUAACUUAAAGUUCAAAGAACAGUCCUUCCUUGACCGUAGCCCACGCCAUGUGCAGGGCUUUGUUGAGGAUGGCACAGGAGCUAAAGUCGCAACCUUGAAAGGGAAAUGGGAUGACAACAUGUACUACACUCUAGAAGAUGAUGUAUCUAAAACCAAGGGCGUGACGUCACCACAAAAAGCCUCCUUAUUAUGGCAAAGGAGUAAGCCUCCUUCUGAUCCUACUCGAUACAACUUAUCAUCAUUUGCAAUCACUCUAAAUGAGCUAACACCAGAACUUCAGGAGAAGCUUCCCCCAACGGACUCAAGACUUCGACCAGACCAACGGCAUCUGGAAAAUGGGGAGUAUGAGAAGGCAAACGCGGAAAAGCUGAGAUUAGAGACACGACAACGAAUGUCCCGUAAAUUGCAGGACGAUGGCUGGAAACCUCGAUGGUUUCAAAGAGACAAUGAGAGCGGAACAUAUAGGUACAUCGGUGGUUACUGGGAAGCAAGAGAGCAAGGGAAAUGGGAUAGUUGUCCUCAUAUCUUCAGCAAGGCUACAUCAUAAGAUGUUACUGUUUUACCCUGUAUCCAAGCAAUCAAUUUGAUAAAUCAUCAAGGUUUGAUCUUCAAUGUAUGACUUCAAUUUAUCAUUUUUCAUCAUUUCGGCCAAAUUAAAUGCUGAAAUCAGUGUUUAUUACUUGCAAGCACAUAUGCAUCGACGUCACAGUUUUCAUCGUUCUUUCACAAAUAUCGGUAAUUGAAAGGCAGUGCAUCUAUAUUUUUAUGUGGUUCUUCUUCUGUGGCAUUUGCUUAUAGUUUCGUAUUAUUUACGGAUUGUGCAUGUUUAUGGAACUUCUUAAUAAAAAGUCAAUACACCAUGUCUUUUGUAUUUUAUCAAAAGGUCGACAAAGUUAUUCCUUCUAAAGUUUCAGUUCUGAUUGUAGAAUCUAUUGUUGCAAUUGACAAUGUGUGAUCAAUAGAAGUUCAUUUUGAUUA
Molecule: messenger RNA, 2679 nt
Organism: Dioscorea cayenensis subsp. rotundata (Guinea yam)
Lineage: Eukaryota; Viridiplantae; Streptophyta; Magnoliopsida; Dioscoreales; Dioscoreaceae
Product: oxysterol-binding protein-related protein 2B-like
Exons: 11
Coding region: 62-2248 (728 amino acids)
Cellular component (GO): membrane; cytosol; intracellular membrane-bounded organelle
Molecular function (GO): sterol binding
Source: RefSeq, a predicted model, not a curated record